CAGCCACCUGGAAGAAAAAACACAGUGGGAACAUCCUAAGUCUGGGAAGAGGAAACGUGUUGCAGGAGGUCUGCCGUACGGAUGGGAGCAGGAGACUGAUGAAAACGGACAAGUCUAUUUUGUGGACCACAUAAACAAAAGGACUACCUACCUUGACCCAAGACUGGCCUUUACAGUUGAAGAUAAUCCAGUAAAACCUACUACUAGACAAAAAUAUGACGGAAACAGUACUGCAAUGGAAAUACUCCAGGGUCGUGACUUGAGUGGAAAAGUGGUUAUAAUCACGGGAGCAAAUUCAGGAAUAGGUUUUGAAACUGCAAAGUCUCUUGCACUGCAUGGGGCAUAUGUUAUCCUGGCCUGCAGAAAUGCAUCAAGAGGCAACGACGCCGUCCAGCGCAUUCUUGUGGAAUGGCAUAAAGCCAAGGUAGAAGCAAUGACCUUAGACCUUGCUUCUCUUCAGAGUGUGCAGCACUUUGCUGAAGCAUUCAAAUCCAAGAAUAUGCCUCUGCACAUCCUGGUCUGCAACGCUGCCGUGUUUGGGGCUCCCUGGUGCCUGACAGAGGACGACCUGGAGACCACCUUCCAGGUGAACCAUCUGGGACAUUUCUAUCUUGUCCAGCUUCUGGAAGAUGUUUUACGCCGGUCAUCUCCUGCCAGGGUUGUGGUGGUGUCCUCCGAAUCACACAGAUUUACAGACAUUAAAGACUCCUCUGGAAAACUUGAUUUCAGCCUGCUUUCUCCAUCUAGAAAGGAGUAUUGGGCUAUGUUGGCCUACAAUCGUUCCAAGCUUUGCAAUAUACUGUUCUCCAAUGAGCUGAACCGGCGCCUUUCUCCUCAUGGGGUGACAUCUAAUUCAGUCCAUCCUGGAAAUAUGAUUUACUCCUCCAUUCAUCGUAACUGGUGGGUGUACACCCUGCUGUUUACCUUGGCUCGACCUUUCACCAAAUCCAUGGCAGAUGAUGACUCUUACUUCAUUGAGAACUGGCUUCCUUUAGCCUUAUUGACUGUUUCUUAUCCCUUAUUCACUGGCAAAGAAGGGUAUUCCCAAAAGAGGAGCAGGGAGAAAGAGUCUCCCUCGAAUAUCUGCAGCUCUAUAUCAAAAAGAUUCAUACCCCUGCACAACUCAUCUAGCUGUGGCAAUUUGUUCAAGCCCAGAGGAGGCCCCUUCUACAGAGGAUUUCACAACUGA
Molecule: messenger RNA, 1189 nt
Organism: Pterocles gutturalis (yellow-throated sandgrouse)
Lineage: Eukaryota; Metazoa; Chordata; Aves; Pterocliformes; Pteroclidae
Gene: WWOX
Product: WW domain containing oxidoreductase
Exons: 8
Coding region: 236-1189 (317 amino acids)
Source: RefSeq, a predicted model, not a curated record